Coturnix japonica (Japanese quail) is the source of this 736-nucleotide messenger RNA. The record is from RefSeq and is a predicted model, not a curated record. Lineage: Eukaryota; Metazoa; Chordata; Aves; Galliformes; Phasianidae.
ACCCGAGGCGGAGCCGGCAGCCAGGUGAGAGGGGCCGGGCACAAACAGGGCGACACCGAGCGGCUGCUCCUCCCCCGGCAAUGCCCCGAGGAGCCCAGCCCCACACAGGAACUCAGCGGGCGGACAGGCCGCACCACCCGGAGCUCCCCGGCUCCCAAAGGAGCUGCCAGCCACCGCGAGGCCAAAAGCCUCCGCAACCUCAGGGAACCGCUUCCUCAAAGCCGCCGUCGCGACACCGCGGCCCCUGGCUGCCUAUGACACCGGCUAAGAGCAGACGGCACCACACCACCACACCACACCACCACAUCACGCCACACCGCCACACUGCGCCGCCAUCCCGCCCCCGCUCGCACAAAGUUUCUCUCCCCGGCCCGCACCGCUCCUUCCCCUCGAGGCAGGGGGAGCGGCAGCCGCGCCGGCCAAUAGCAUCGCGAGAACGAGCCACACCGACCAAUGCGAGGCGGCGGGAGGCGGAACCCCGCGGUCCGGCCGCGCUACGCAGCGGGGGAAGCGCCUCCAGGCGGGCGGGCACAGCCCCGCGCCUCACGGCCCCGCAGCGCCGCUCACCCAGAACCUGCCGCUGCCUCCGCCUGCUCCCGGGGCGGCCUCCUCUUCCUCCUCCUCCUCCUCUUCCUCCUCUUCCUCCUCUUCCUCCUCCUCCACCCGCCGGCUUCUCAGCAGCCGGAGCCGGGCCGCAGCUCGCUGCAGGCGCCUAGCGGGGCUGCUGGCCGCCGGC